Molecule: messenger RNA, 1000 nt
Organism: Phasianus colchicus (ring-necked pheasant)
Lineage: Eukaryota; Metazoa; Chordata; Aves; Galliformes; Phasianidae
Gene: HOXC6
Product: homeobox C6
Biological process (GO): anterior/posterior pattern specification; regulation of transcription by RNA polymerase II
Cellular component (GO): nucleus
Molecular function (GO): DNA-binding transcription factor activity, RNA polymerase II-specific; RNA polymerase II cis-regulatory region sequence-specific DNA binding
Source: RefSeq, a predicted model, not a curated record
GCCUUGGGGAAAGAAGGAGGGGGGGGGUCGUUUUUGGGGGGGGGGAUUCAGGACUUACUUUCAAUGCACACUUAGUUUCAACUAGGGAAUCAACAGAAGCAAAAGCAAUUUUUCCCUUUUUGACACCCGCCUCCCCAUUGGUUCCCCCCGGGUCAGCUGACUUUGUCAUUUUGUCUGUCCUGGAGCAGAGCCUUCCCUAUAACAAUCUAGUUCAGACUACAAACUGGAGACAGAAAUAAAUAUUAAAGAAAUCACACAGCCAGGUAUAGAGGACGAUAUGAAUUCCUAUUUCACAAACCCAUCUUUAUCCUGCCAUCUAACCAGUGGCCAAGAGGUGCUUCCCAACGUAGCCCUCAAUUCAACUGCCUAUGACCCUGUCAGGCAUUUUUCUACUUAUGGAGCAGCCGUUGCUCAAAACCGGAUUUAUUCUUCUCCUUUUUAUUCACCGCAAGAUAAUGUUGUGUUUAGCUCCAGCCGAGGACCUUAUGACUAUGGAUCUAAUGCUUUUUACCAAGAAAAAGACAUGCUUUCUAGCUGCAGGCAAAAUUCUAUGGGACAUAAUACACAGACAUCAAUCGCACAGGAUUUUACCAGUGACCAAAACAGGAACACUUCGCAAGAACAAAAAACUAGCAUUCAAAUAUACCCAUGGAUGCAGCGUAUGAACUCCCACAGUGGCGUGGGCUACGGGGCCGAUCGCCGGCGGGGCCGUCAGAUUUAUUCCCGUUACCAAACGUUGGAGCUGGAAAAAGAAUUUCAUUUCAACCGUUACCUGACGAGGCGGAGGCGGAUCGAAAUCGCCAACGCUCUUUGCCUGACUGAACGGCAAAUCAAGAUUUGGUUUCAAAACCGGAGGAUGAAAUGGAAAAAAGAAAGCAAUUUAAGUUCGACCCUCUCCGGUGCGGGAGGUGGAACAGCGGCCGCCGCCGCCGAUAGUUUGGCCAAGGAGGAGAAGAGAGAAGAGACAGAAGAGGAGAAGCAGAAGGAGUGAAAAGUGGCA